AUGGCCGACAACGAGGUGAGCGCGCACAUCGAACAGCGAAUUCUCAUGAGGUUUCUCGUGAAUGAAGACGUAAAGUCAUCUGAAAUUCACAGGCGACUUCGGGCUCAGUAUGGCCACGAUACACUUAGCCACAGCAAAGCGUUUGAGUGGUGCAAACGGUUCCGAGACGGCCGUACAUCAGUGGAGGACGAUCCCGGCCGGGGCGGCUCAGAGCCCAGUGUCAGAGUUCCUGAGAACAUCCAAGUUGUGGAGCGUCUGGUCCUCAAGGACCGACGGAUAACAUGUCUCGAACUAGCUCGAAAGACGGACCUUUCUGUGGGAACGUUGAACACUAUCAUUCAUGAACACCUCCAGUUUCGCAAAGUUCUCAGGGAUGUGCAUAAGGCGCUGAAGCAAAAGCGGCCGGCCCUCAUCACCAAAGGAGUCCUCCUCCUACAGGACAAUGGAACUUACAGGAACUUGGCUGGGAGUUGCUUCCACAUCCUCCUUACAGUCCAGCCCUCGCCCCUAGCGAUUUCCAUCUCUUCGGGCCACUGA
This is a messenger RNA of Ornithodoros turicata, 537 nucleotides long. Its product is annotated as protein GVQW3-like. The record is from RefSeq and is a predicted model, not a curated record. The transcript is spliced from 2 exons. Bases 1 to 537 code for a protein of 178 amino acids. Lineage: Eukaryota; Metazoa; Arthropoda; Arachnida; Ixodida; Argasidae.